UUUUUUUUCCUCCAAUUUGUGGAGUAAAUAAAGAAGAAGAGAUGAUACUGAAAGCAGUUGUGCUGCUGGGCUGUGCUCUGGGCAUCAGCACGUUCCCCAGGGAAGAACCUGAAGAUGGAGGCAAGCACUGGGUAGUGAUUGUUGCAGGCUCAAAUGGCUGGUACAACUAUCGACACCAGGCAGACGUGUGCCAUGCGUACCAGAUUGUACAUCGAAAUGGAAUUCCAGAUGAACAGAUCAUUGUCAUGAUGUAUGAUGAUAUUGCUGAUAAUGAAGAAAAUCCGACAAAAGGCGUUGUCAUCAAUAGGCCUAAUGGCACAGAUGUGUAUGCUGGAGUGCCCAAGGACUAUACAAAGGAGGAAGUUACUCCAAAGAAUUUCCUUGCUGUUCUCAGAGGAGAUGUGGAAGCAGUGAAGGGGGUGGGAUCAGGAAAAGUAUUGAAAAGUGGUCCCAAGGAUCAUGUGUUUGUUUAUUUCACUGACCAUGGGGCUCCAGGACUUCUGGCUUUUCCUGAUGACGAUCUUCAUGUGAAGGACUUGAAUAAGACUAUUUGGUACAUGUAUCGUCACAAAAAAUACCGGAAGAUGGUGUUUUACAUUGAAGCAUGCGAGUCUGGAUCUAUGAUGAAUCAUUUGGCUGAUAGUAUCAAUGUUUAUGCAACAACUGCUGCCAAUCCCAGAGAGUCAUCUUAUGCAUGUUACUAUGAUGAUGAAAGGCAGACUUAUCUUGGGGACUGGUACAGUGUGAAUUGGAUGGAAGAUUCAGAUAUGGAGGAUCUAAGAAAAGAAACACUCCACAAGCAGUUUCAGCUGGUGAAGAAACGCACCAACACCAGCCACGUGAUGCAGUAUGGAAACAGAAGCAUCUCCUCCAUGAAAGUGAUGCAGUUUCAGGGCCUGGGGAAGAAAGCUAUCCCCAUUUCUCUGCCACCUGUAGAACACUAUGACCUGACUCCUAGUCCUGAUGUGCCUCUUGCAAUCAUGAAACGAAAGCUGAUGGCUACCAAUGACAUUUAUGAGGCUAAGAAGAUUGCUGCAGAGAUAAAAAUACACCUCGAGGUGAAAGAAUUUAUCCAAGAAUCUAUGCGAAAGAUCAUCACCUUAGUAACAGGAUCAAAAGAGCAGACCAACCAAAUUCUGUCAGACAGAUUGACCAUCAGCAAUUAUGACUGCUACCAGUCAGCGGUGAACCACUUCAAAGCUCGUUGCUUCAACUGGCACUUAUCCGUGUAUGAGUAUGCACUGAGACAGCUGUAUGCCUUGGUCAACGUUUGUGAAGGAGGAUACCCCAUUGACAGAAUAUGCCUGGCCAUGGAUCAAGUGUGCCUUGGGUAUUGAUGGAAACAACAGCCCUUAAUAUAACCCUUACUACAACUGAUAACUUUUCAUAACUGUAAUAAUCCAGACUUUACAUGCAUGCAAUGUGAAGAGAGUCAACCACUGUACUGGGACUGUGCUGGGAGCUGAAGCUCCCAACCAUGAGCAGCACAGCCCCUGCCAGUGCUCUCCCCGGCAUCCCCUCCUGC
This is a messenger RNA of Opisthocomus hoazin, 1525 nucleotides long. The record is from RefSeq and is a predicted model, not a curated record. Lineage: Eukaryota; Metazoa; Chordata; Aves; Opisthocomiformes; Opisthocomidae.